GGAAUGAGUAGAGAGAGAGAGUGAAUAUUUUAUAGGAGAGAGAAGAGAAAGAACACGAAGGAAAGUGGAGAGAGAAAGAGAAGGACGAAAGGGGGAGAGAGAGAGAGAGGUGAAAAGGGGGUCGUGGAAAGAAGUGAAGUAGGAGGAGAGAUGAUGUCUGGAAGCUGUAGUGGGAAAUAGGGGGCAAAGCUGCAGCAUUUGGUCUGAUCAACAAACCCUCCUUUUCCCAAUCAAUCCCUUCUCCGGUCUUCCCCUUGUCGGCCGCCUUUUCCGGCCAAUCCUCCGGUCACCUCCCCGCCUUCCUUUGACCAAUUUUUGACCAAAGAAAGUUCACCGCCUUUUCCCUCCUUUUCCCUCGGAUUUCCCGACAAAAGUCCGAAUCUCCGCCGGAAAGAUCAGUAGAUUUUAGGUUUCGAUUCGCCGAUGGGGUUGUGUUUUGGUUUCGGGAUGAAGCGCCGGUGAGGGCGCUCUCCGAUCGUUUCAGAUUCGCCGUUGACGACAACACUGCAGUGAAGAUGCCGGCGAACGGCGCCGGAGCGGCUCCGACGACGUCCACCGCCAAUCCAGGCGAAGGAGGGGAGAGGAGGAGCAUCAAUCCGGAGCUAUGGCAAGCUUGCGCCGGCCCUCUGGUAAACUUGCCCGCGGCCGGAACCCACGUCGUCUACUUCCCUCAAGGCCACAGCGAACAGGUUGCAGCAUCCAUGAAGAAGGAUGUGGAUGCUCAAAUCCCGAACUAUCCGAAUCUCCCAUCGAAGCUACUAUGCCUCCUCCAUAAUGUGAAACUACAUGCGGAUCCAGAGACAGAUGAAGUCUAUGCUCAGAUGACGCUUCAACCAGUUCCCUCGUUUGACAAGGAGUCAUUGUUGAGAUCAGAUCUUUCGAUGAAGGCAAAUAAACCACAGCCUGAAUUUUUCUGUAAAACAUUGACGGCGAGUGAUACAAGCACUCAUGGAGGUUUCUCUGUACCUCGUCGCGCUGCAGAGAAAACUUUCCCCUCUCUUGAUUUCAAAAUGCAACCACCUGCUCAAGAACUCACGGCAAGGGAUCUGCAUGAUACUGCAUGGACUUUUCGCCAUAUUUAUCGAGGGCAACCAAAACGCCAUUUACUCACUACGGGGUGGAGCCUAUUUGUUAGUGGAAAGAGGCUUUUCGCAGGUGACUCGGUCUUGUUCAUUAGGGAUGAAAAGCAGCAGCUUCUUUUAGGCAUUAGACGGGCUAACAGGCAACCUACCAAUCUGUCAUCCUCGGUGUUGUCAAGUGAUAGCAUGCAUAUCGGCAUUCUAGCCGCAGCAGCACACGCAGCUGCAAACAAUAGUCCCUUCACCGUCUUCUAUAAUCCAAGAGCAAGUCCAUCAGAAUUUGUUAUCCCUCUAGCCAAGUACUACAAGGCGGUAUGCAGCAACCAAAUAUCUCUUGGCAUGCGUUUCAGGAUGUUGUUUGAAACUGAAGAGUCGGGAACUAGAAGGUAUAUGGGCACAAUUACAGGUAUCAAUGACCUAGAUCCCGUAAGGUGGAAGAACUCACAAUGGCGUAAUUUACAGGUUGGCUGGGAUGAAUCAACUGUCGGGGAGAAGCGUAACCGGGUCUCAAUUUGGGAGAUUGAACCCGUGACAGCCCCAUUUUUCAUCUGCCCGACUCCUCCAUUCUUUAGACCAAAGCGUACGCGACAACCGGGAAUGCCAGAUGAUGAAUCUUCGGAUCUAGAGAACCUAUUCAAGAGGACAAUGCCCUGGUUUGGUGAUGAUAUGUACAUGAAGGAUCCCCAGUCUCUCCCUGGCCUAAGUUUUGUCCAGUGGAUGAACAUGCAACAAAAUCCUUCACUUGGUAGUUCAUUACAGCCUAAUUACUUGCAGUCUUUAUCUGGAUCGGUUCUGCAGAAUCUUGCCAGCACAGAUCUAACCCGUCAGCUGCCCUUGCCGGCUGCCCAAAUUCCUCAGCAGAACAACUUACAGUUCAAUACCCAGAAGCCAAACCAGCAAGCACAGCUUGAUCAGCUUCAAAAGCUACCGGCCUCCACGUUGAAUCCGUUAGGUUCCAUCAUACAGCAGCAGCAGCAGUUGACGGAUAUCACUCAACAACAGAAACAAAGUUUGAUUAAUCAAACUUUACCCUCAACUCAAGUUCAGGCCCAACUUCUGCAGUCACAGGCUCUUGUCCAACAUCAGAAUAUACUUCCGCUGCAACCGUCAAUUCAUAACCAUCAGCUUCACGGAAAUCUCUCUCAGAGUAAUCUGCAGCAGCAUCAGCAACAGCAACAUCAGCAACCGGUUCUUGGUCAGAACCAACAGCAGAGCUUAAUGUCAUCACAACUGCCUGAUCAAGUAAACCAACAGUUGCAGAUGUCUGAGAGCCAAAUCCAGCUUCAACUUUUACAGAAGCUGCAGCAGCAACAGCAAGCACUCUUAGCACAGCAGUCUACCCUGCAACAGCCUACCCAAAUUCUGCAUGUGCAUGAUCAGCAAAGGCAGCUUUUAGAUGCGUCUCAAAGCUUUUCUAGGUCUGCAACAUCCAGUCAAAUGCUGAACAUGCCUCAAGCAACAACCACUUCACUCCCUCAGACGCAGCUUAUCCCGCAGCAGAUGACAAAGACUAAUGGCCAAGCAAAUGUUCGGUUUUCUAAUCUACCCCAGCAACUGAAGCUUCAUCAACAGCAGCAACCCAGUGUCCUGCCAGAAUUGCCCGGCCCUGUUGGACAUACACCAACAAGCAAUCAGCUCUCAACAACUGGCAGCAGUUUGCUGACUGGAGCCGCUGGUGGAGGGCAAUCUGGAAUAACCGAUGAUGUUCCAUCUUGCUCGACUUCACCUUCCACAAACAACUGUCCAAACUUCAUGCCACCAGUUAUGAAUGCUAGGAACCAGCAAAGUAUGAUCAUUGGGGAGGAAAUGGUUCAAUCUUCUGCUGCACUCUUGAAUCCCAGUGGUCUAGAAACCAUGCCUGCUAAUGUUAACUCAAUUAAAGAUUUGCAGCAGAAAUCUGAUAUCAAGCCUCCACUGAACAUUUCUAAGAGUCAAAACCACGGAUUCUUGGCCCCACAAACCUAUCUAAAUGCUGCUGGAGCCCAGAUGGAUUACUUGGACACUUCAUCUUCGGCAACUUCAGUUUGUCUUUCUCAAAAUGAUGUGACUUUACAGCAGAACACCAACUCAAUGCCUUUCAACCAACAAGCAGUACUGUUCCGAGACACAAGCCAAGAUGGGGAGGUUCAUGGUGAUCCAAGGAACGGUGUUCCCUUUGGAGCAAACAUUGACAACCAGAUGGGAAUGCCCAUGAUUUCUGACCCUAUGCUUACAAAGGGAAUGCCAGGCUCGGGGAAGGAUUUCUCAGGUAAUUUGUCUCCAGGAGGUGGCAUGCUUUCCAGCUAUGGAAAUCCCAAAGAUGCACAACCUGAACUUUCAUCAUCAAUGGUCUCUCAGUCAUUCGGAGUUCCAGAUAUGGCUUUCAAUUCACUUGAUUCCACAAUAAAUGAUAGCAGCUUCUUGAAUAGGGGACCCUGGGCACCGCCACCGCCCCCACAGUUUCAGCGGAUGCGAACAUACACAAAGGUGUACAAGCGAGGGGCUGUUGGGAGAUCAAUUGAUAUUGCCCGUUAUUCUGGUUACGAGGAACUUAAACAAGAUCUAGCUCGUAGAUUUGGUAUAGAGGGGCAGCUGGAGGACCGACACAGAGUUGGCUGGAAACUUGUUUACGUGGAUCAUGAAAGUGAUGUCUUGCUAGUUGGUGAUGACCCUUGGGAGGAGUUUGUAAAUUGUGUCCGGUGCAUCAAAAUCCUCUCCCCACAAGAAGUCCAGGCGAUGAGCUUGGAUGGAGAUUUAGCAGCAAACAAUGUUCUUUCCAAUCAAGCUUGCAGCAGCUCUGAUGGUGGAAAUGUGUGAGAUACAGCACACACUGAAACUCGAGCGGUCACCUUACUACUACUACUACUACUACUACUACUAGUAGGAACUCGGUCUGUUUCUCUCAGCAGGUAUGCUGCCGGGAUGGGCUUUCUGCCACCUUUCGAGCUUCUGCAUAAUGGCCUCUCUCAGCUCCAUCCGGGUUCAUGUAUAGCAGGUAAUCCUUAUGCAGUUAGAGCCCAUUUUACUACUCUGGGACGUAGGUGAGGGAGUGGAAGAACCAAAGAUGUUUCUUUCACUCUGUAGCAUUGAUAGAUGAUGAUGGCUCGGUCCUAGCAUCAAAGCAGCUACAGUUUCAGAUUGGAGGAGAAUCGAGUUGCCAGAGAUAAAACAGUUUCUGUAUCGAUAUAUGGUCACCGGCGAGAUCAGUGUCAGUCAGUCUGUUUUCUCGUACUGACAAUCAUUCCAGUCAGUAGAGACAGUAAUAGCUAGAAUUUGCCAUGGUAGUAGUCCUGAGUGUAUAGAUCUCUAGUUUCUCUCCUCUUUAACCCUCUAAUGAAAUUGCUUAUAUUAUUGAUUUUUUCCCCUUUCUUA
Diospyros lotus (date-plum) is the source of this 4430-nucleotide messenger RNA. Its product is annotated as auxin response factor 19-like. Gene Ontology annotation, molecular function: DNA binding; protein binding. The record is from RefSeq and is a predicted model, not a curated record. The transcript is spliced from 13 exons. Gene Ontology annotation, biological process: regulation of DNA-templated transcription; response to hormone. Lineage: Eukaryota; Viridiplantae; Streptophyta; Magnoliopsida; Ericales; Ebenaceae. Gene Ontology annotation, cellular component: nucleus. The coding region runs from base 516 to 3875 and encodes 1119 amino acids.